AUGAUGCAGCCAUCUGAAGAUGCACCUGAGGUUACAAUUUCGUCGCCUCCUAUACGACAGGUGAGGGAGAGAGGACAAAGGUUCAAAAGUACUCCGCCACGAAGGCCAUAUUGGCUUCCAUAUGAAAAAUCACAGGGAGAGGGCUCAAGUAGGUUGCAUGAAUCUGUGUUGCCUGAGUUUGUGCCUGUGGUGAGUGAGUCUUCUGUUCCUGGUUCUUCAGUCGCACAUGCACCUCUAGUUCCUGAGACUACUGUGUCAGAUAUGGAUUCGGAUGAUUGGGAUGAUGUUCCUCUAGCUCGAUUAUUGAAGAGGACUUUAAUUCUAGAUGUUUCAAAUAAGCUUCAUGUUGAUUCCCUUAGUUCCAUUCAUUCACAGGAAAGUUCGUCAACUGAAGGAGUAUUUAUUCCUACUCCUGGUAUUCCCCCAGCAUCUAAUGUUCAAUCUGGGCCGUUAGCUUGUUCCCCUCCUUCAUCGCCACUUCCAUUUGCUUCGGUUGAUGCUGAUGAAUCUGUUCCUGACGAUGUUCUUAGUGAUAUUUCUGCUGCACUUGUGGGGCAAACUGAUGUUCAAAGUAAUGAGGAUGAGGUUGAACCUCCACACCCUGAUAUAUGCACUGAAGAAGUUUCUACCAAUGAUGAUAACAAUUCUACUGUUCCACCUACUUCUUCUGAUAUCCCCGUUGCACCUAAGCCAGCAAAGAGGAAAUCUCAACAAAAUAGGCGUAAUAUAACUACCAAAACAGGUAGAAAAAAGAUUCCUCCGAAUAUUCCUUCUGUCCCCAUUGAUGGAAUAUCCUUUCAUCACGAGGAGAGUGUGCAACAUUGGAAGUUCGUGGUGCAGCGAAGGAUAGUAGGUGAGGUAAAUGUUUCUGACAAACAUCAAUCUUGCAUGAGUAUUAUGGACCUUAUUGAAAGGGCUGGUUUAGCAAAAACUAUUUUGAGCGCCGGUCCAUUUUAUCCCCAACUUAUUAGAGAGUUUGUAGUUAAUUUGCCUAAUGAAUUGAAUGAUCCAAGUAGCCCGGAUUAUCAGACAAUUCGUAUUUGGGGGUUCAAAUUUGUGAUUUCUCCUAUUGUGAUUAACGGGUUUCUAGGAAAUGUUAUUGAUGUUGAUUGUUCUCCAUCGUCUCCUUCCACUGAUAUUCUGGCUUCUGUCUUAUCUAGUGGGACUUUGUCUACAUGGCCUGUCAAUGGAAUUCCUGUAGUUGCUCUCAGCAUCAAAUAUGUCAUCUUGCAUAAGAUUGACAUUGCUAAUUGGUUCCCCUCUUCUCAUGCCUCCAGUGUAUCUGUUGCCUUUGGAACAUUUUUCCUGCUACUUCACUUAAAUGGGGUUGUGCUCACUGCAAUUGAUGUUCCUGGACCUGACCCUAAAACAUUAGCCCUUAGCUACAGACUCUUUCAGGGUAGUCAGGUGCCUGAUAUUGAUCAUGAUGUGCAUCCAUCUCGUGGCCCGCACAUUUUCGAUACUAGUGACUGGGAUGAGUCUGUUAAAGGUUUCUUUGUUGAUCGUGAGUUAGCUGCCCGCAUUGUUAAUGCUCUUACUGCUGAAUCUCUCCAUCAAUCUAUUGUCUAA
Cucumis melo (muskmelon) is the source of this 1569-nucleotide messenger RNA. RefSeq lists its product as uncharacterized. The transcript is spliced from 2 exons. The coding region runs from base 1 to 1569 and encodes 522 amino acids. Lineage: Eukaryota; Viridiplantae; Streptophyta; Magnoliopsida; Cucurbitales; Cucurbitaceae. The record is from RefSeq and is a predicted model, not a curated record.